Messenger RNA from Melitaea cinxia (Glanville fritillary), 704 nucleotides. Its product is annotated as dynein regulatory complex protein 8. Gene Ontology annotation, molecular function: calcium ion binding. The record is from RefSeq and is a predicted model, not a curated record. The transcript has 6 exons. NCBI's taxonomy places the organism in Eukaryota, Metazoa, Arthropoda, Insecta, Lepidoptera, Nymphalidae. The coding region runs from base 111 to 704 and encodes 197 amino acids.
AGUUGCUUAGUAACAAUGUCGUUAGUCAUUUCUGCAUAUAAUUGUCAUUUUUAGAUUAAAACCUGUACCUGUAUUUUUGAUAUUAUUUUGAAUCUCAUUUAAUAUUUAUUAUGGCCCGAAAAGAAGAACCCAAAAUACAACCAAAUAAUGAUUUAGAAAAAAAAAUUAUAGAAGCUUUUGAGGUGUUCGACCACUCAGGAAAACAAGUUGUAGAUGUGCGAGAAAUUGGAACAAUCUUGAGGUCUCUGGGCUGUUGUCCUACAGAGGCUGAAAUACAAGAAGUAAUUCUUGCUACAGAAAAUAAAGAAGCAUCUGGAAACGUUCCUUUGGUUAACUUUCUUCCUUACAUGUGCAAAGCUAUGACAGAACACAGAUAUUAUCCAGCCAGUGCGGAAAUGUUACUUGCAGCUUUUCGUUACUUUGACAAAGAAAACCGCGGUUAUCUGACUAAGGAAAAAUUUGCACAGCUUAUGCUUCAGGAGGGAGAACCUUUUACUCAGGAGGAGUUUGAGGAGAUGAUGCAAACAGCAUUAGAUCCAGUAACCGACACUAUUAUUUACGAGUAUUAUAUAAACCAACUGAUGGUUGCGCCCAAAGAUGUUUAUGACAAAGCGGAUGAAAUAGAACUUGAGCGAAAGAGAAAAGAAGCUGCUGCUCCGAAGAAAAGAAGAGCCUCUUCGCUUCUUAGAGCCGCACAAUUAUGA